AUGCAUCAUAGAGAUUUACAGAAAACAGCACCGCAUCGAAUAUAUAUUCAAGCUUUGAACGAAAAUGGGUCCAGUAAAGAUUGGAAAAAAUCUUUUCUGGAAGAUCCAAACAAUAAAUGGCUUUGCGACGUUCCAGAUGAAUACAUCAAUGAAAUUACGAAUACAUACGGACUUGCCGACGAAAUAGAUAACUUCAACGAGUGCAAAGAUAUAAUUACACAUAAAAUUAAAAGCGAAAAUAUCGAUCCUGAAAAAUAUUCUGAAGUAGAGCGAAAUUUACCAAUUGCAUAUGGAAUGAUACACGCAAGAUACAUAAUGUCCCCGGAUGGAAUAGAUAAUAUGACAGAAAAAUACAAACAAAAAAUUUUCGGAACUUGCCCUAGAUACUCAUGCAAUAACGAACCAUUACUGCCUAUUGGAAUAAGUAGUCAAACGAAGGUUUCUACUGUGAAAGUAUUUUGUCCUUGCUGCAGAAGGAUUUAUGAACCUCGUCCUCCUGUCAGUUUGGACGGAGCUUUCUUCGGUCCGAAUGUGGCCCAUAUGCUGAUUGAUCAUUUAGAUAUUUUGGAUCAUUAUCUCCUUUAUAAACCGUAUGUAAGAACUGCUUGCGGUUUCAAAGUCUACGACCCUCGAUUUGAUACAAAGAAUUGA
Messenger RNA from Trichomonas vaginalis G3, 651 nucleotides. RefSeq names its product protein kinase regulator protein. Lineage: Eukaryota; Parabasalia; Trichomonadida; Trichomonadidae. Gene Ontology annotation, molecular function: protein kinase regulator activity. The transcript has a single exon. Gene Ontology annotation, cellular component: cytoplasm; protein kinase CK2 complex. Bases 1 to 651 code for a protein of 216 amino acids. The record is from RefSeq and is a predicted model, not a curated record.